AUGUAAGUAUUCAAAAUAUCAAAGGAAGAAUAUAUAAAUCAUUACAUAUGGCCUGGCAUAGAAUAGGGAUGUGAUUGUAGAUUUGACGAUUACUAUAUUGCUCCAAGGAGAAUGUUAUUUGAUAGAACUAAUGAAUUAUUCAAAUAAGAGUGCAAUAGUUCAAUGAGGGAAGCAGGGUGUAAAGAUAUUAAUGAAAUGAGCUCUAGAGACUUUAAAAUAUUACCAGUUGAAUCUGGUACUAAGAAAUUAAAACUUUGUGGUUUAAGGGAGGAAGGAAAUAAUAGUUUUGCUUUGAAUUCACCAAAAAUAAAUGAAUGUAAAGAAAAUGAAUUAAAAUGUGGAACAUUAUCUGAUUUUUUCUAUUGUACUUAAGAAAAAGAGUGUCCUAUUUUUUAGAUUAAAAAUAAUUCUAUUGUUGAAAGUGGAACUUAGGAUUAUUUUUAGAUUAUUAGAGAAAAUGAGAUGACAUUACCUUUGGUUGAAUUUAAGAUUGCUUAAGGGGAUGGAGUUUGCAAAAAAGUUAAUGAUAGAAGUAUUACACCAGGAAGACCUAAUUACGAUUUAAUUUCAGAUCCUGGACUGGAAUGUGACAGAGAUCCAAGAUUUAAAUUAAUUUAUAAAUUUAAUGAAUUGGAUUUCUUUUAAGCUAAUGAUGCUUUAGAUAUUGCCAAAUAAGCACCAGGCUAUGAAAUAUCAAGUUAAUAUCAAUGGGGUUUAUAUGGACGACAUUAUAUCAAUUUUAGUUUGCCUUGCAGAGAAUAUUAACAAGAGUUAAUGGAUUCUGUAGAUUCAUUUGAUGAAAUUGAAAGUUAGCAAUAAAUUUUAAUGAUAAUCUCAAUCAUUUCUGUAUGCAUCACUAUUUUGAUGUUUACUUUAAACUGUUGCACAAUGUGUGGGGUUGAUUUAUUUUUCAUAAAAGGGAAAGGAACUGAAGAAUCGAAUACUUUAUUUUUUAUUUAAUUUUUUUUUAAGGAAUCAGCCUAAAUAGCCAAUGCAGUUAUAAUAAUUCUUACUUUUACUCCAAUCCAAAAAUUAGUGGAUUUCUUCAAUAACUUAAUUAAUAGAGCUUGUUCUGAUAGAGUUACACUAGAUGAAUUUUAAAAGAUUAUAGAUCUUUUAAUAACGUCAACUUACGCCUUUGAUUUUAUAUACAUAAUCAUAUUUUGUGUUGGUGUUUUUAUUGAUUUUCUCGUUGGAAUUUUCCUUGCUUACAAAUAUGUAUAGGAGAGAAAACGAUUAGAGGAAUAAAACAAAUAUCAAGAUCCAAAUAAUUAAGGUUAAAAUAAUCCAGGAGUCUACAAUCCUUAUCCAUAAAUUUAAAAUUAUCAAAUUGAUGCAGAUCCUUUUAAUCCACGUAAAUAGAAUGAUAUAUAAAUUUAAGCAUGA
Messenger RNA from Paramecium tetraurelia, 1386 nucleotides. RefSeq lists its product as uncharacterized. NCBI's taxonomy places the organism in Eukaryota, Ciliophora, Oligohymenophorea, Peniculida, Parameciidae. The record is from RefSeq and is a predicted model, not a curated record. The transcript has 4 exons.